AUGGUUCGAUGGCGUUUUAGUUUUGGUGAAUUGAAGAAUAUCGAUGGACUCAUCGUUAAGUGUUUGAAUAGCAUUCCACAAUACAGUCAAGCGUAUCCGGCGGCCAAAUUCGAUGUAUCUGCAUCUCUUGAACGUAUGGUAGAAAACGGAUUUCGUUCCAAUGAAAAUAUCGUAUGGCACAAAAUCACUCAUGGCCAAAGGAGAUAUUAUUUGUUGAAAUCAUUAAAUGGUGAUGGAGAGGUUCAUGUCAAGAUUGGCCAUGGUGUAUUUGGAAAAGCCGGUAAGAGUUUUUUCUUAAAUCUUCAAGCAGCAAUACUUCCAGUAGAGGAAUCACGUUUAUCCAUAUUUUUCGUUGUAGAUCGUGAUCUAAAAAUAUUAAAGUCAAGAGACGAGUGCCAAAGGGUUAUUCGACAGUUUUUAGUCCGUUGGAAUGAAAAUGGUUCUUUACCCGGAUGGAAAACAAUAUGGUCGGUGUUUGAUGUUGCCAAUUAUGACGUAAGCGAAAGACGAAUCAAACUCAUUCACAAGAUUAUUCAAGAUAAUGUUAUACGAGAAUUAAUACAUACAGAUAAUGGUGAAGACCAGAGUGUUCAAUCAACCUUUGAUCAAUCAAUAAAUCAGAAUGAUUUAGAUGACCACGAUGAACAAAAUGAAAGUUAUAACGUCCAACAAUUAUUGCUUUCCAGUGAAGAUGAUAGACAAAUUCAAUCACCAUUAAGUCGUCGUUCAAUAUCAUCGUCGGUUAUCAAUGACUCAACAAGUGAAUUAGAAAACACGGAUAGCGCAAAAGCAACAGAUUUAGCAUUUGCAAAGCUUACACCAACUCGAUUAACAUCGCCAUCAUCAUCACCGAAGUAUGGACAACGAAAUAUGACCGCCUGUAUCGGUUUAGACGAUUCGAAUAAAGAAAAUAGCAUUGAUUCCGAAACAGUAAUUGUCGAUGAACCAGCACGGAAAUUAACGAACUCUUCACCACAUCUUCAACCUUCAAUAAAUUUGCUAAUUCAUUCUCAGCUAACUGACUCGACAUGCAAUGGCGGAGGAGUCGAUACAAAGAAGAAACGACAACGGCGUGGCGGAGCAUACGGAUUAUCAGGUCCAUGGGGACUGUAUGUCGCGUCGAACAAUACUCUGUAUGUGACUGAUUAUGAUACUGGUCGAGUGCAAGCGUAUGCACCAUCAUCCCGCUCGGGAGUAACGAUUGCAGAGUUGAGUGGACAUGUUGAAGAUAUAUUCAUGGACAGUAUGGGAUGUAUCUACGUAGCUGAUAUCACUCUCAGCAGUGUGUUUAUUUCGCCGAUGAAUAUCACGCUCCCAAUAGCUAUACAACGUCCAUGCACUUCGUCUUCAAUUUACGAUCCGUACGGCAUCGCUGUUGAUCAGUAUGGAAAUAUUUAUAUAUCUGACUUCUAUUGUAAUGCUGUUACGAAAUGGGCACCGAAUACUACCGCAGGUGUAGUUGUCGCUGGACAACUGAACACAGCUGGUAGCACUAGUAGUUUGCUCAAUGGUCCGAAGUUUAUUGCUCUUGACGAAGUACAUUCAGCACUCUAUGUUGUUGACUACUACAAUUAUCGUGUACAGAAAUUUCUGCUGGGAGUCAGCACAGUAGGUAUUACAGUCGCCGGCGGCAACGGAUAUGGUAUAGGCUUGAAUCAGCUGAAGAAUCCAUCAGGAGUGUGUGUGUCAUCGAAAGAUCACUCGGUGUAUGUGGGUGAUCAAGGCAACCAUCGAGUAAUGAAAUGGAUGAUAAAUGCUACGCAAGGUUCGAUCGUUGCUGGCGUGACAGGAGUAGCAGGCAGUACGUCAUCACUUCUGAAUACGCCAGGUGAUUGUGCUUUUGAUGCAGAACAGACGUUUCUUUAUGUCGCUGACUAUGGUAAUCAUCGAGUUCAACGAUUCACUUUAUAG
Adineta ricciae is the source of this 1911-nucleotide messenger RNA. Lineage: Eukaryota; Metazoa; Rotifera; Eurotatoria; Adinetida; Adinetidae. The record is from the annotation of a GenBank genome assembly.